GUCAUCUUUACCAUGAGAUUCACAUCCGCUCCAUACUCUUCAGAUUUACCGCUUCAUUCCAAGAAACCAAACAUCCAAACAAGCAGCUGUUGGGUUUUGAACCAUCAGAGACCGUACAGACGAAAAUAUGAUCACCUUCAAUAAACAGGAAUCAUACAUCAAAGUUUUUUCAACCACAAUCUUUUUUAGCAUCAUCUUUCUUUUCAUGUUUCUCCAAAACGCUGUGAUAUACAAUUCCCUGCAAACAUCUGAUGAUGAUGAUGAUGAUGGAGGAGGUCUGUGCGCUUGUGAUCAAUGUGUCAGAGAUCUGAACGAUGAUGACUGGUUCUUUAUGCGCUACAGCCCAACAAUUCCAACUAUGCUGAACAAAAAGAACAGCGUGUUAAAGAAAGAUGUCUAUAGAUGGUGGAAAGGUCUACAAAUUGACGGCUCUGAACAUGUGUACACGGAUUUGGUGGACACAUUGUUUGCUCUCUUCCCAGAUGAGGAACACUAUUUGGACGCUAGUCUGGAUCGCUGCAGGACCUGUGCCGUGGUCGGAAACUCUGGGAAUCUUCUGAAAUCCCAAUACGGUGAAUUGAUAGACAGCCAUGACUUGGUCAUAAGGAUAAACAAGGGUCCAACAAAAGGUUAUGAGGGGGACGUGGGGUCUAAGACCACCCACAGGAUUAUCUACCCUGAAAGCGCUGUGGACAUUGAUAAGUCCACCCAUCUGAUUAUUGUGCCCUUUAAGAUCCUUGAUCUGCGCUGGCUCAUCAGCAUCUUCACCACUAAACACAUCACACGCACGUACACUAAUGUGAAAAGUACUCUAAAUGCUGACAUGGACAGGGUGAUGAUUGUCCAUCCAGCGUUCAUAAAAUACGUUUAUGAUAACUGGUCACAAAGGCACGGCAGAUAUCCAUCUACAGGCUUCAUUUCACUAAUACUGGCCCUUCACAUCUGUGAUGAGGUUAAAGUUUUUGGCUUUGGAGCUAGAAGUGAUGGAAACUGGCACCAUUAUUUUGACAGAACUUUGGCUCACUUUUCCAGAGGUAGCCAUGGCGGAGACUUUGAAAAUAAAACCAUGAAUGAGCUUCAGCGGAGAAACAAGAUUUUCAUGUAUAAAGGGAUAUAGUAUAUCUGUCAAAUUUAAUAAUACAAAAAAACUUUCUUUUUGGGGGAGGGGGAAUGAUUGCUCCAUGUUUCUAACAACACAAACCCAUCCCACUGUUGUUGCAUAAAUAUUGUCCCAAAACGUAUGUGUCCUAUUUUCUUUGAAAUAUAUUUCUAUAUUAUACGUAAAUUUCAUUAAUAUUAAGAAAAGCAAGAAAACAUUGAAUAUUGAAAAAUAUAGACACUUUCAGGUUGGAGCUGUGAUUGGUGCACAGACCUGGUGUCAUCACUGCUGGCACUUUAUGAAGAGUAUUUGCAUACUCAGGUAAGAAUAUCGGUGGAGUUGAAAUAUUACAGAUGAUAAUCAUUUUUAUUAGCCUUUUAAUGUGUUAAUCGUUUACAUGUCAAGAGAGGUAAAUCCGACUAAAGAUGUGCCAAAUUGUAUUAGAUAUUUAGUUUGUUUCAGGGUGUCCGAGGGGUCUUAAAAGCCAUUUUCCAAGGUAUUACAUUUUUUUAUCAUCUUUUCAUGUUUGUAUAAAGAGGUCAUAUGCUAAAGUUUACCUGAAUUUAAUCAUUGCGCAGGCGAAUAGUGGGAGGUCCAUUUACACCCGGUUGUUAAACAACAUCGUUGACUAAUGGGGAAAUGCAAGUUUUCAUGCAAAUGGUUGGAGGAUAAGGAGUUGGAACCAUGGCAGAGAGCCGUCUCUGGGAAUAACCGUGAGGUGUACUGCUCUGCGUGUCAGAAGGCGAUUAGCGUAGCCUCCUUUCGCUUUCUAAUAAACCUGAAUGAAUGAUGAGAAAGCUUUAGUCUACUGUUUGACAUUGUUGACGCAGUAGAUUUUUUUCAUUGUUGUAUAUUGUCACAUGCUUACCCGACAACUAUAGGUGUGUUAAAUUGGUGGAUUUAAAUGGAAAAGGGUGGAUUAGUGGCUUGGAGAAUGACUAAUUUCAUACAGUGGCAAGAAAAAGUAUGUGAACCUUUUGGAAUUUCAUUGUUUUCUGAAUAAAUUUGUCAUAACACGUGAAAUCUGAAAGCUCUUUUUGGCGAGGCAUGGCUCACAUAAGCGUGCUCUUCUUGUGCAGCGCAAACUCAAAAAGUUUGAGGGGUUUUUAUCAGUCAAAGUAGCUGUAGUCCACACCUCCAAACUUAUUAUCUUAAGGAGACUCCAGGUGUGCUAAAACCUGACUCCAAUUAGCUCCAUUAUCUCAAGGGUUCUCAUACUUUUUCCACA
Molecule: messenger RNA, 2327 nt
Organism: Triplophysa rosa
Lineage: Eukaryota; Metazoa; Chordata; Actinopteri; Cypriniformes; Nemacheilidae
Product: CMP-N-acetylneuraminate-beta-galactosamide-alpha-2,3-sialyltransferase 1-like
Exons: 7
Coding region: 128-1117 (329 amino acids)
Molecular function (GO): beta-galactoside (CMP) alpha-2,3-sialyltransferase activity
Source: RefSeq, a predicted model, not a curated record